This is a messenger RNA of Drosophila mauritiana, 773 nucleotides long. RefSeq lists its product as uncharacterized. Lineage: Eukaryota; Metazoa; Arthropoda; Insecta; Diptera; Drosophilidae. The transcript has 3 exons. The record is from RefSeq and is a predicted model, not a curated record. The coding region runs from base 56 to 721 and encodes 221 amino acids.
AUGUAGUUAGCGUUUGCUUUAAGUUGUUCGGUUGGAGUUAUGUUUAUUUGUUCUGAUGAUGGCAAAGUGGCUUGAUGUCUCUUGUGUGUACUUGGGCGUUUUAUUUUGCCUUCAAAAUACCAUUUUCUAUUCCAAUGGAUACUUUUUCAAAAUCAGAAAAACUGAGUGCAUAGCAAACGGAGCAUAUUUUAGCAAUGUCUCUUGCAUUCUGAAGCCAAUAAACUGGACUCGAUCGGUAUUGAACAUGGAUUGCGACAUAAGGGACGCGUUGACAGAUAUUAAAAUGUCAGUUGAAGUAUUCUACAAGGAUUCUUCGAAUUUUUACAAGCCCUUUGCCGUAAAAUUUAAAUUUGAUGUUUGCCAAUUGUUAAAGAAUAAAACACAGCGUAACUUUUUGGAAAAAUACGCUAUUAGCCAUUUGAUGGAAUGGACUAAUGUAAACCACAGUUGCCCAUAUAGGGUAAGCUUAUAUAAGUCAAAUUUCCUUUAUAUAUGCAAUAUUUGUAUGUUUCUAAAGGGUCAUUUGAUUGCGCGUAACUUUCGUUUGGACGAGGUCUCUCUGCCCAUACUUCCAAUUCAGGAUUACAAAAUUGCAUUUAACUUUUCAGGAGCCAAGCCAGGAAUCCACUUGGGAAUGGUUUUGAUCUAUUUUGAAAUUCUAGAGGAUUAUUACAAGCACAAAAAAAAUAAGCCACUACCCAAGCCGUUGAACUUUGUUUAAGAUUCAUAAAUAUUCAUAAAUAUACACUUUUAAAAUUAGGUUUUAAUACAAA